Akanthomyces muscarius is the source of this 834-nucleotide messenger RNA. RefSeq lists its product as uncharacterized. NCBI's taxonomy places the organism in Eukaryota, Fungi, Ascomycota, Sordariomycetes, Hypocreales, Cordycipitaceae. The record is from RefSeq and is a predicted model, not a curated record. Bases 1 to 834 code for a protein of 277 amino acids. The transcript has a single exon.
AUGUCUCUGUCGCGAGCUUUCACCACCUCUCGCCGCAGGCUCGGCCUGGACACCGACUCCACUCCCAGCUUCAUGAAGCGCAGCAACACCACCAAGGCUCCCGAAUUCCGCCCCAAGAUCUCUGGUCCCGUUGAGCUCAUUCACACUACCAACAUUCUCACCUACAAUGCGCCCGACCUGCCCCGUCCUCACCGCAGCAACUCGGCAUCUUCCAAGGCUGCCGAGUCGGACACGGAAACCUUCAUGACCGCCGAGUCUACGCCCCCCACCAGCCCUGAUGUAGCUCCUGGUGAGCGCGACUGCUCUUCGCCCACCCCGGAGCCAAACCACCUGUCCUGCUACUUCCAGACCGCUGCCCAGGCCACUCCGGAUCCUGCCGCGCCCGCCAUUCCCAGACGCUCGCCCUCGCACACCAAAAAGGCCAGCUACGAGGCCCUCGCUCGCAAGCGCUCCGUCUCCCGCCAGUCGCGCGACUCCGACAUGUCGGCCUCUUCGCGCCCUGGACUGACCUUUUCCCGCGCCUCGUCCACUUCAACACGUGCCUCGUCCGCGUCCCACUCGUCUAUUGCACAAAAAUCGACUCCCGUCACCCCACCAGCCAACCCCAGCAAAGAACCUCAUCCUUUUGGCCAGGAGCUCGCUCAGGUUAGCGAGCUCGCCGAAGAGUAUGGCGUCGGCAACAAGCUCAAGCCCAUCGACGAGGAAGAGGAGAUGUACCUCAACUCCCGUGGCCUCACAAAGUUUAGCGCCGACGACUACCUUGGUAUCGUCCACAGCCUCAGCAGCUCGUUUUUCGCUGAGCACCCUGCGGCGCCUGCUCCUCUCUGGAUCUAA